Molecule: messenger RNA, 3741 nt
Organism: Pelodiscus sinensis (Chinese soft-shelled turtle)
Lineage: Eukaryota; Metazoa; Chordata; Testudines; Trionychidae
Source: RefSeq, a predicted model, not a curated record
UCCUUUUUAUCCCCAUCAUGGGUCCAAUUCCGUGUUUGACUUGCUGGCUGACCUACAAGACUACCUUAGGCUGUGCCUCCUCUACACACCCCUGGCAGCAACAGGUUUCUGUAGAUGGGAUUUCUGGACAAAGAGAAUGGAGACCUCUGAUUUAUAGAAAAUGCACAGACGUACUGUGGUUGAUUUUAUUCUUUCUUUUUUGGGCUGGUUUGAUGUUUAUAACUGGCUAUGCUGUAACAGCCGGCGCUGCAGAAAGACUUGUAUUUGGGUAUGACAGCUAUGGGAACGUAUGUGGUAGGAAGAACACUCCUGUUGAAGGUGCGCCUCUUUCUGGACAGGAUAUGACAAAUAAAAAACAUGUGUUCUUUUUGAAUUCGUGCACUCUGGAAAUUAAACAACUUAAAAUCAAUUCAAUCGCCUUGUGUGUGUCUAGCUGUCCACAAGAGCAACUUAAUUCUCUGGAAGACAUCCAGCUUUUUGCAAAGAACAAUGGUUCUUGCCUUUGUGUUUAUAACUUGAACAUUUCUAGUUACACGCUAAAUCCGAAAGCAGCUGAGCUAUGUCCUACACUGCCAGUUCCACCAAGCAAAUCCUUCCCAUUGUUUAAUCGAUGUGUUCCACAAAACCCUGAGUGCUAUUCACAGUUUGCAUCUGUCUUGAUAAAUGGGGUUAAUGAAGCUGAUAUUUUUCAUCGUAUUCUGAGUGGAAUAAUGGCAGGAAGAGAUACUGUAAUAGGACUGAGUGUCCUUGCACUAGCCUUCUCUUUAAUAAUGGUUUUAACCUUCAGAUUCAUCACCACACUUUUGGUCCAUAUUUUCAUUACACUAGUUGUGUUUGGAUUGUUAUUUGUCUCAGGUAUUCUCUGGUGGCUGUACUAUGACUAUGCCAAUGACCCAAGCAUAGAACUGGAAACCCAAAAGGAAAAUGUAAAAUUUUUACUUGGAUUUGCCAUCAUUUCUACAGUGAUUACGAUAAUUCUACUUUCCCUCAUAUUUGUACUGAGGAAGAGGAUUCAGCUGACUGUACAGCUCUUUCAGAUUGCUAAUAAACUAAUUGGCAGGGUCCCUUUGCUACUGUUCCAGCCACUGUGGACCUUUUUAAUUCUCAUUUUCUUCUGGGUUUUCUGGGUUGCUGUGCUGCUUAGCUUAGGAACUGCAGGUAAUGCACAAGUCAUUUCAGGAGGACAAGUAGAAUAUAAAAUUUUGUCUGGCAUUCGCUACAUGUGGUGGUACCAUUUAAUUGGCCUUAUCUGGACUAGUGAAUUCAUCUUGGCUUGUCAGCAAAUGACAAUUGCUGGAGUAGUGGUUACGUGCUAUUUCAACAGAAAUAAGAGUAGCCUGCCACGACACUUGAUCCUCUCUUGCAUAUCAGUUCUUUUUUGCUAUCAUCAAGGAACAGUUGUAAAAGGCUCAUUUUUAAUCUCAGUAGUGAGAAUUCCAAGAAUUAUUUUUAUGUCCCUUUAUGAUGCCCUAAAAGAAAAGGAGGGUGCAUGUGCAAGAUGCAUGUUCAAAUGCUGUUUCUGCUGCUUCUGGUGCCUAGAAAGGUGCCUAAAAUACUUUAACCAGCAUGUAUACACGACAACUGCCAUAAAUGGGACAAAUUUUUGUACCUCGACAAAGGAUGCUCUAUCUAUAUUAGCAAAGAAUUCUGCUAGUAUAGCCUUCAUUAAUUUCUUUGGAGACUUCAUCAUUUUUCUAGGAAAGGUGUUUGUUGUAUGUUUUACAGUUUUUGGAGGUUUAAUGGCAUUUAACUACCAUCGUGAGUUCCAUGUAUGGGUAGUUCCUCUGUUGUUAGUUGCACUUUUUGCCUACCUGGUAGCCCACAGCUUUUUGUCGGUGUUUGAAGUGGUCAUGGAUGCCCUGUUUUUUUGUUUUGCUGUUGAUAUGGAAACAAAUGAUGGAUCUCCAGAGAAGCCAUACUUCAUGGAUCAACAAUUGCUGAGUUUUGUGAAUCAAAGCACCAAGCUAACAGAGGGGAGAAAAAACAGAAACCCAAAGACCCCACCAAACAGUGAAGAUGGUACAGAACUACAGCCUAUGGUGAGACAGGAACAAAGACAAAGCAGUGAGGACAUCAAAUAACUUGUCUCCCAGCUGAACUACAAGAAUGGCAAUAGAUUGUAAAUAUUAUUUUCUACUUUGUGAUUUCUUGCAGUAGCCAAAUUGUUGAGACCCAGUUCUUUCAUCACUUCAAACUAAUUAUUGCUACUGACACCAGAAGCACAUGAAUGGCUAGCAGUGAACUGUGCUGGAAUAAAGCAGGCAGAGCUGGCUUUUGUGCCAGCCACCCUUCCCACACCCAGCACAGAGAGGAUGAAGAGGUGCAGAUGAGGAAUAUGGGCAGGGUUCCACACAGCCACAUUGACCUUCCAUUGGCAUAAAGGCUCAGAAGUCCUUAAGUGUAAGUUAGUGUAGUGCUAGGUGGUUCUAACUCCCACUGGAACGGGUAUAGAUUUCCUGCUGUCAUGCACUGCGCAGUGCUCAGAUGCAGCAGAGAAUCUGGUACUUGUUUUUAAGUGGACAUGUUGUUUGAUUGUGCUUUCCACUGUUUUAAAAAUGAUGAGGUGAAAGAAAAGAGAAGCCCCUUCAAGAUGCGGUUUCAGACUUGGAAGAAGAGUAAGGGUGUCUUUACAGCACAAUAGUGAUAGAAAUGUAGCCGUGUUAGUUACAGUACAAUUAACUUAAGUUAUAAUUUCAGUGUUAGCCUUCUACUCCCAUCCCCACACACAAAUCUCUAGCUUGACUUAGGCCAUGUCUACAAUACAUAGUUUUGACAGCAUAAGGCAGCUUACAUCAACCUAACUAUCUAGGUGUGCACACUACAGUAUUCCUCCUGCCGCUUUAACUCGCCUGCUACAUGACAUAAUACAACCGCCUUGAUGAGAAAACCGCCUUGAUGAGAAAACCCCCUUGAUGAGAGCCACAGAGUAUAGGGCAGCAUAGAGCAACAAAGUAUCAGUAUCAGCAACACAGUAUUGCUGCAUCGCUUAUGGUCAUUGGUUCCCAAUCAGUGGCCUGUGCUCCCUGGGGUCCACGAGAGCUGCAGAGGGUCUGAGGAAGAUUUUUAAAAGUAAGGAUCAGGCCUUGUGCAGUGGGCCUAAUCCUUACUUGUCUUAUCCUUCCCACCAUGCCCCGGGCGCACAGAUGGGGAGUGGGGAAUGCAGCAGCAGCUGUGAAUGCCAGGAUGUAGCUUGCUUUUGAACCCAUUCUCAGGAAGCUAAGGGAGUGUGGAGAAAGUGCUUGCAGGCCAUGCAUGCCUUUCAUACCAGGCUGGUGUGAGAGGCAUGGAUGGGAUGCCAGCACUUUCCCCUCACUCCCUUAGCAUCUUGGUAAUGGGAUCAAAACCAAGCCACAACCUGGAGCGCACAGCUGCUACCUAUUUGCUCCUCUUUCCCCGCCCUCCCCCCGUGCUCCCGAAUUUCUGCCCUUGCCCCCACCCUCCUGAAAUUCCACCCUUGAGGAGCUGGCAGUUCCAGAGCUCCCUUUGGCACAAGAGCCUCCUGGCUCUGUGGCUGGACAGGAGAGGGAAAGGACAGGAGCUGAGGAAGCAGUAUAGGCAAACAGCAGCCAAUGGGACCUGAGUAGCUCCAUGCCCUACAGUCUGCACGUUUCUCAGCCUACGCUGAAGCUGAGAAGCUGCAACUAUCCUCUGGAGUCAGCUUAUGAACUGGUCAGUCAUUUCUUACAUUUUUUUUCUCUUUUUGGAAUACGUCACCCUGUUCUAACCAUUAAAAAACUAUUA